AGUAUCACGUGAACCAUUUUGGCCACGAGGGCUCCCAUCCUUGAGGGAUGAAAGGGUUUCUAGAUGAUUAAGAUGAAGCUGGUAAAGCCUGGACUGUUUAUUGGCACAAGAGAAGAUGCUAACAACAUAGAAAACCUUAGACAAUGUAAUAUAAACCGUAUAUUGACUAUUGACAGUCAAGUGCCUGAUGAACGUCAUGUAGCAGUGACAGACAACAAGAUUACAAGGUUACAUGUUGACUGUCUGGACGAACCAACUGCUGACCUUCUCUCUUUAUUUGAUCGAUGUAUUCAGUUUAUUGAAGAGGGAAUAAGAAAUAAUGAAACAGUUCUUGUCCACUGUCUUUCAGGGGUGUCUCGAAGUGUCACCAUUAUCCUUGCAUACCUUAUGAAAACUGAAAGUCUAACAUUAGAUAAAGCUGUUAGCAGAUUAAAACAAGUUUAUUAUGAAGAUAAAGUCAACCCAAAUCCUGGAUUUAUGAAGCAGCUCAGACUUUACGAAGUAAUGGAAAAUACGGUUGAUGAAUCUAGUAAAGUUUUUAAACAAUUCAAACUAAAAUUGCUUGCUGAUCAAAUUAAAGAAAAUGGUGCUGCCAAUAAAGAGCUGAUGACUGAAUUCCUGAAGGAAGCCACAUCCAGGAAUGCUAUGACUACUGCUUCCAAUGAUUUACAACAAUACAAGUGCAAAAAGUGCAGAAUUACACUAUUUCAUUCAACAAGUAUUGUCGAACAUGACCCAAAUCAAGGGUCUCAUUUAUUUGGCUGGCAAAAGCCAACCAGCCAGACAACUGGCCUAGCUAAUACCAACAAUGUGGCCUGUACUUCAGUAUUUAUUGAUCCUGUUGAAUGGAUGUCAUCAUUUCUGCUAGGAUCUAUUGAGGGAAAGCUGCUUUGUCCAAAGUGUAACUGUAGAUUGGGAUCUUUCAACUGGUCAGGAAUGCAAUGCUCUUGUGCUGCAUGGAUAACACCAGCCUUUCAGUUCCAUAAAAACAAGAUAGACCAAGUUUUAAAAAUAAAUGCAAUACCAUCACAUACAUGACCAAACCUACAAUAAUAUACAUAAUAUAGAAAU
Molecule: messenger RNA, 1071 nt
Organism: Actinia tenebrosa (Australian red waratah sea anemone)
Lineage: Eukaryota; Metazoa; Cnidaria; Anthozoa; Actiniaria; Actiniidae
Product: dual specificity protein phosphatase 12
Biological process (GO): protein dephosphorylation
Cellular component (GO): nucleus
Molecular function (GO): protein tyrosine/serine/threonine phosphatase activity
Source: RefSeq, a predicted model, not a curated record